This is a messenger RNA of Medicago truncatula (barrel medic), 980 nucleotides long. RefSeq names its product protein JOKA2. The transcript has 2 exons. Lineage: Eukaryota; Viridiplantae; Streptophyta; Magnoliopsida; Fabales; Fabaceae. Gene Ontology annotation, molecular function: protein binding. The record is from RefSeq and is a predicted model, not a curated record. The coding region runs from base 239 to 778 and encodes 179 amino acids.
UAUAGAGAUUAGAGAGCAAGUUGAAAGAGACGAAGAAAUGAAUGGCGCGUGGGGAAACCGUGAAACUAAAUGAAAAGGAAACAUGUGCAUAUUAACUAAACACUAUCUCAACCGAUGACUUAAAUCUAAUGGCUAUUAUUUGGUCCUCUCACCCUCUCAUUAUAACACUUCCUCUCAUUUGAUACAUCCCAUAUAUAUAUAUAUGUAUGUCAGUCUCGGCUUCAGAGAGUGAGUGUGUAUGGCGACCAACGGUUACCUUAGUGUUUCACUGCUUUUCAUUUCGUCCUUCAUCGCUUUCGUUCUUUCAGCUAUGGAAUCUCAACUGGUGAUAAAGGUGAAAUUUGAAAAUACCUUCAAGCGCUUCAAUGUUAGUGUGGAUGAGAAUAAUCGAAUGGAUCUUAAGAUGGUUGAGCUGAGGGCUAAGAUACGGUCUGAUUUUAAUUUUACUGAUAAUGCAAAUUUCAGUUUGAGAUAUGUUGAUGAAGAGGGCGACUUGGUGAAUCUUGUAGAUGAUGAUGAUUUGCAUGACAUGAUGAGGCAGCAAUUAAAAUACUUGAGAAUUGAAGUACAAUAUGGCAAUGGAUUCUUUCAAUUGAGAAAAAUGAUCAGUAAAUCUGUGUGGAAAAUACUACAGAAGGAAGAAGUGUUAUAUUAUGGUUCUACUUUUUGUGGCCGGGUUGUGUUCAGUAAAUCAAAUAUCCGAUCCAUCGGCCGACCCAUUAGUAAAGGUUGGUUGUAUGGCCAUCCUCCCCGCCAACCUGUCAUUAAGAAAGGUUAGUUUAGAUGCGGUCUAUCAGCCAGCGUGACCCAUCGUUAGGAAAGGUUAGUUUAGAUAGGGUCUAUAAAAAUUGAGUAGCAGUGUCCAACUUCCUUAUCAAGUCUAUCAUCACAUCAAGAGAGUGGGAUGGUCUGAACUCUGAAAGUAUCAAUGAAAAACUACUAGGCAAAUAAAUGUUUAGCGGGUUAAUGGUUCCUUUGAA